UAUUCCAAUUUUUUAAUACUAUCUAGAAAACUUUUCAUUGUCUUUAUGUGUAUUUGUGUACACAUGACUUAUCAAAGUACCAGCUGAGUCAUGUCAACGAUGUUCUCUACUGUUGUAUGCAGAAUAACUUUUGAUCGAGACUGUAGAUGUUGUCAAAGCUACCAGGAAUGGGAGGAAGUUUUCUACAACAUAAUGAGAUAGAAAAAAAAGAUUGCGGUGAUAAGAUACUGAUAAAUUUAUAUAUAAACUUCGCACUGAAUUUUUAUAGACUUUGUCUGAGUAUGGCCUAAAGUUGGGAAAAAAAACUAAAAAUCAAAUAAAGUAUCGUAUAAAAUUUAAAAGAAGUUCUAAUAUAUCAUUUUUUUAAAAAUGAAAUAUUCUUUAUUAUUACUAUGGACUUUAUUGAAUUAUACAUGUUUGGUUUCAUGUCAAUUAUCAGACCUCUGGAAGGUUACAGUAUCUAAUUUUGUUUUCGAUGAGGUAAUUCCUACAGAUACUUUUGCAGCACUUGAAAAAUAUUUGUCAUACAAUACCUUAUUUGAUGAUAAAGAUAUCGAAUAUAGAUGGAUUGGAAACAGCAGUUCUUUUUUUGAAAAUCGUUUUAAAUCUACUCCAUCAUUAUUAGAAGCAAAAAGAGUUCUUCUUAUUUUCUAUGGAAUUGAUACUUAUUCAACAGUUGUUUUUAAUGGUUAUACACUUGGCAAAACUUCCAAUAUGUUUAGUCGAUAUUCUUUUGACAUAAAGAAUUAUUUACUUAACGAUACUGAUCCCUACAAUUCAUUAUUUAUUGAAAUUGAAUCACCCAUUGAGAUCUCUGCAGAAAUGUAUUAUAAUCAAAGUAAAAACUACAUUGUUUAUCCAAAAUGUGUACCAAAAGAAUAUAAUGGAGAAUGCCAUAUUAAUCAUAUUCGUAAGAUGCAAGCCAGUUUUGGCUGGGAUUGGGGACCAGCUAUUCCUACAAGUGGAAUUUGGCGUGAUGUCAGAAUAGUUCCUAUCAACAAAGUUUUUAUAAUGGAUUACACAGCAGAUGUAUAUCAAGUAGAAAAUAAAAACUGGAAAAUUAAUGUAUCUACGCUUCUCGAAAUAGUUCCUAAUGAUAAAAAUAAGCCUAUUGAUAUAAUAAUCAAAGUUCAACUAGAUUAUGGUCAAGGAAAAUACGUAACUAAUGAGAAAUCAAUAAAAAUUGAUAAUGGAAUCACUCAAGUCAUAGAAUCAAUAACAUUAAAUGUUUCUCAGACUGAAGUACAACGGUGGUGGCCAAAUGGUUAUGGAAAGCAAAUACUUUACAAUUUAACUAUUUUUGUAGAUACUGAAAGUCGUAGUAAAUUAAUUGGAUUCAGGACAGUCAAAUUAAUUCAAAAGCCUUUAGAGAAAGGCCUUAGUUUUUAUUUCCGUAUAAAUGGAGUUCCUAUUUUUGCCAAAGGAAGUAAUUUGAUACCAAUAAGCAUUUAUCCAAGCAAAUCAUUGAAUAAAACUUACAUAUUGCAUCUUCUUGAGUCGACAAAAGAAGCUAACAUGAACAUGUUACGGGUUUGGGGCGGUGGAGUAUAUGAAUCUGAUUAUUUUUACGAAAUGGCUGAUAAACUUGGUAUUAUGAUAUGGCAGGAUUUUAUGUUUGCCUGUUCAAUGUAUCCAACAACGCCAGAAUUUUUAGAAUCUGUUCGUGAAGAAGUUAUACAAAAUGUCUGGAGAUUGAAAUCACAUCCCUCGGUUGUUAUAUGGGCUGGAAAUAAUGAAAAUGAAGCAGCUUUAUAUGGAAAUUGGUAUGGAACGGGAACAGAAAAUAUAUACAAAGAAGAUUACAUCAAACUUUAUGUUGAUGUAAUAAAAGCAGAAGUUGAAAAACUUGAUUCUACAAGGCCAUUUGUUGUAUCUAGUCCCAGCAACGCAUUAUGGGCAGAUAAAAAUGGAUGGAUUGGAACAGAUCCGUAUUCGAAUCUUUACGGAGAUAUUCAUCACUACAACUAUUUAGCCAAUGGAUGGGAUAUAAACACAUAUAGACGUCCUCGAUUUUCAUCUGAGUAUGGAUUUCAAUCUCUACCAUCUAUUCAUGGCCUGCAAAACAUGACUAAAGAUGUAGCAAAUUUGACUAUUGAUUCAGUAUUUCUUAAACACCGUCAACAUUUACCUUUUGGAUACAUUUAUAUGAAAAGAUUAAUAUCUCAAAAUCUAAAAAUACCUCAAACAAAUAACUCAUUUCAAGAUUUUGUAAAUUUUAUCUAUUUAAGUCAAAUAAAUCAAGCUCAAGCAGUUAAAUUACAAUCAGAAUCUUACCGUCAAGGAAAAAGUAGUUUAAAUGAUGCUGGCGAGGGCUACACGAUGGGUGCACUUUAUUGGCAGUUAAAUGAUGUUUGGGCAGCACCUUCCUGGUCAUCAAUUGAUGAUGGAGGUCGCUGGAAAAUGCUUCAUAAUUAUGCUAAAGAUUUUUUUGCACCAAUCAUUAUAAGCCCACGAUUGUUAGCAAAUCAUGAUUUGAAAAUAUUCGUAAUUUCUGAUGAACUACAAAGUAGAUUUAAUUGUUCUGUUGAAAUAAAUGUUUAUAGGAUAUCAGGUGGUGUAAUUAGUAAAUCAUUUUUCAAUGUUACAGUGAUAGCAAAUGCUGCUUAUGAAUUAAUAACAUUAAAACUUGAACAAAUUUUAAGUGAUGCUUCUUGUGGAAAUAAUUUUACAGAAGCAAAGAAAAACUGUAUUAUUGAAUUAAACUUACGAAAUAGUACUCAAGGAGAAAUUGCUCCUCUAAAUUAUGUUUUUCCAGCUCCACCAAAAGUUCUCAAUUUACCAGUUUGUCCAAUGACUGCCACUAUAGACAGCAUGAAUUAUUCCAUUACAAUUAAAUCUCCAUGUGGUAUUCAGCUGUUCGUAUGGUUUGAUUUGCCUGGUUACAUUCCUGGUAGCUUUUCAGAAAAUGGUUUUCAUAUUUUGAAAGGCUCUAAGAAAAUUAAAUUUAAUCCAAAAUUUCAUUUUAAUCUUACUUCAUUUGUUACUGAAGUUAAAUUUAUGAGUUUGAACCAAAUUUAUGCAUCUUUACAGCCUCGAAACGUCAUUCAAAUUAAUUAAAAUACGAUUAUUGAUUGAAAAUGAAUUAUAAGGCGCCGUGAUAAGAAUAAGAAAACAGCUUCGUGAUGUAUAAAUUAAGAAUUUAAGGUUGAAUAUUCAAUUUGUUGAAUCAAAUUAAUUCCUGCAUCAAUAAUAACAUAAUGAGUACAUUGUAUAAUCAGCAUUGAAAAUAACAUCUAUAGAUUGACUCACGGUGGAAAAUAAGAUUCAUAAUGUAUAUAAAUUUCUAUCCCAAUUAAAAUAAGGCAUAUUGUGAUGAUGACACCAAUGAUUGAGUAAACCAAAUUAGUCAUUUUUCAUGAA
Molecule: messenger RNA, 3360 nt
Organism: Chelonus insularis
Lineage: Eukaryota; Metazoa; Arthropoda; Insecta; Hymenoptera; Braconidae
Gene: beta-Man
Product: beta-mannosidase
Exons: 4
Coding region: 370-3057 (895 amino acids)
Biological process (GO): glycoprotein catabolic process; carbohydrate metabolic process
Molecular function (GO): beta-mannosidase activity
Source: RefSeq, a predicted model, not a curated record